AUGUGCGCCCUGAAUGAAAACACUAGGGCCAAUAGAAUAGUUUUGGAUCCAAUGACAAUGGUUGAUAACUAUCAAAUUAUCAAUCUACUUGGUCAAGGAGGAUAUGGCGACGUUUACAAAGCAAAAAAUCUAAAUGAUGGUAAGUACUAUGCAUUAAAAACCGAGUAUUUAGAUGCUCCUAAGAAAGCAAUUGAUAAGGAAAUUACUUUUAUCAAGUCAUUAAACUCCCCCUACUUUCCAAAAAUUUAUGCUAAUGGCCAGAGUUCCAAUUUUAAAUAUGCAGUAAUGGAUCUCUUUGGAAAAUCAAUAAGCGAUUACAAAAAGAGUCUUUUCAGCAAAACAAUCACGGGACCAAUAUUAAUCCAUAUUGGUAUCGAAAUGAUAAAGGCUAUUAGAGCAUUCCACAAAGAGGGAUAUAUCCACAGAGAUAUUAAGCCAAGCAAUUUCUUGUUUAGUAAGAACAAGGAGUGCCCAAUUGCACUUAUUGAUUUUGGCUUGGCAAGAAAGUUCAUUGAUCCUGAAACAAACCAGCCAAUUCCUCCAGCAGAAAAGCCGCAUUUUGGAGGCACAAAGAAAUACGUUUCAAUUAGAUUACAUGAACAUAAGGAUUCAUCCUUUGCGGACGAUUUAGCUUCAUGGUUUUACACAAUGGUUGAAUGCUGGCGUGGUAGACUUCCAUGGGCCAACAUCCGUGACAAAGAUGACGUUGGAGAGAGAAAGAAGAGUAUUUCUCCAGGAGAUCUCUGCUCUUCUAUGCCAACCCCUUUCAGGGACCUUUACUCAUACAUAUUUUCAUUAGAAUAUUACGACGUCCCCGAUUAUGAUAAAAUCAUUUCAACACUCGAGGGAAUUUUGAACACAAAUUAUUCGUCUGCUCAAGUAAAUUUACAUGAACUUUACUUCAGAAUCCAUAAAGAUGAUCAACCGGAGGCAGAUGCAAACCAGCCUGAAAUAAUUAUGCCCGAGAAGCCUAUGCCAGAACCAGAGAAGACUAAUGGAUGCUGCCUUCUAAUUUGA
This is a messenger RNA of Trichomonas vaginalis G3, 1017 nucleotides long. Its product is annotated as protein kinase protein. NCBI's taxonomy places the organism in Eukaryota, Parabasalia, Trichomonadida, Trichomonadidae. Gene Ontology annotation, biological process: peptidyl-serine phosphorylation; endocytosis; signal transduction. The coding region runs from base 1 to 1017 and encodes 338 amino acids. The record is from RefSeq and is a predicted model, not a curated record. Gene Ontology annotation, molecular function: protein serine/threonine kinase activity; ATP binding. Gene Ontology annotation, cellular component: nucleus; cytoplasm. The transcript has a single exon.